Molecule: messenger RNA, 491 nt
Organism: Nezara viridula (southern green stink bug)
Lineage: Eukaryota; Metazoa; Arthropoda; Insecta; Hemiptera; Pentatomidae
Source: the annotation of a GenBank genome assembly
GGGAGGGUCUGUCGGCGUUGCUGUUCUCUAGUGUCGGAACAUCGCAUUUCAGAUGUGAACAGGAAGAUGGAGCUAUGAACUGCAGCAACAGCAGCAGCGGUUGCCCCGAAGGCGGGGAACUUUACGAGCCUCUCUACGAGCCCCCGACCUACCUCACCGUCUUCCUCUCCAUAUGCUACAUAUCCAUAUCCGUAGCUGCUGUCGUCGGCAACGGCCUCGUCAUAUGGGUCAUACUCACCUCCAGGCGAAUGCGCAAUGUCACCAACUACUACAUUGCCAAUCUAGCCCUGGCAGAUAUAGCAGUGGGCCUCUUCGCUAUCCCCUUUGAGACACUAAGAAAAAUCAAUUCUGAUGAGUCUCUUGAAAUGAGAAGAGAGAGACGCUUCAGUUCCAAAUGUAAGGAUGGAUGGCUUUUAAGCAGGUGCUGGAGCCUUGUUAGACCCUUGAAACUGCUCUUCACAAGGAAGAGGAGCCAUAGAGGAGCCAGCUAA